This is a messenger RNA of Fomitiporia mediterranea MF3/22, 984 nucleotides long. RefSeq lists its product as uncharacterized. The record is from RefSeq and is a predicted model, not a curated record. The transcript has 3 exons. Gene Ontology annotation, molecular function: protein binding. Bases 1 to 984 code for a protein of 327 amino acids. NCBI's taxonomy places the organism in Eukaryota, Fungi, Basidiomycota, Agaricomycetes, Hymenochaetales, Hymenochaetaceae.
AUGUCGCAAGUUUCUAGAGGCCCUCCGACCCCUAGGCGUCACUCGGACUUGUACAUUGACAGCGGCGACGUCGUCUUUCUUGUUGAAUCACAAUUAUUCAAAGUGCACCGUUAUUUCUUCGUGCGAGAGUCUCAAAGAUUCAAAGAUAUGCUCAAUGCGUCUCACCGACCCAACGGUCAACGAAUCGGUACUUCGGACUCAAAUCCCCUUGAACUUCGUGGCGUCACAGCGAAGGACUUUACUCGCUUCCUUUGGGUCUUUUACAAUCCUGAUUACUCGUAUGAGGCGUCUGUGAACAAAUGGUCAUCUAUCCUACGUCUCGCCCAUACUUGGAAAUUCCCAAAAGUAAAAGAGCUCGCAGUCCGUGAGAUGGACAAACUCGAGAUCUCACCAGUCGACAAGGCCGUCAUGGCACGCGAAUUCGAGGUCGACCCGAAGCGCAGAUGGCUGGAGACAGCCUACGCGGAACUUGGCGCGCGGGAACAGCCUAUCACUAAGGAAGAAGGAACCCGCCUUGGUCUCGAUGUCGUGCUUCAUCUGGCCGAAGUCCGCGAACGGAUUCGUGAGCGCAGGCGUCUUGAGGCUGAAGCACGUGAAGCUGCCUCUGUUGCAGCAUCGAGACACCCCCGCUCGCCCAUGCUGAGUUCAUACGAGCAGCUGACGAGACAUCGCCGGAGCCCACUUCCAGCCGCUCCCGUAACGGAUUGGCCCCAGUAUGUUGCUACUGUUGCUACUGACUCGCGACCUAUAUCUCCUGCGGAAAGUGAAAGGUCCUACGAUCCCAAGUUAGCGGAAUCCACGUACCUACCACCUCGUCCAGCGACACCCCCGCAAUAUCGCAACCAGUCGAUGUCGCGUAGUGGUAGCUCACUCAGUCCUCGUUCUUUGACUACUCCACCCCGGCAGUUCUCAUCCGUUGAUCAUCAAAAGGUUUAUACCGAAGAAGAUGUUGCUGCUGUAAAAUCUGUCUUUACCGCGCAAUAA